AAAAUUAUUAUAUUGUUGUGCCUAUUUUCAGGUAAUUCACUUGAAGAAAUGAGAUUUAAGAAUACAGUUAAGAAUAAUUAAUCUAAGUAGUGGUAAAAUUUAAUAUUAUUUUUUAUUACUGGUUAUCAACUAACCAUUAUAGUAUUUGAGAUAUUAUAUUUAAUAUAACAAAAUGCAAUCGUCUGAAAAACGAGAAACAAAUCUGGCUGCACUUGAGCCUGCAUUUAGGGUUAAACAAUUAGCGAACUAUGGAGCGAUGGUCGAAGUAGAUCCGAACGUACCACCUAGAAGAUAUUAUCGCUCAGGCCUUGAAAUGGUCAGAAUGGCCAAUGUAUAUCUUGCUGAGGGUAGUCUUGAAAAUGCUUAUAUAUUAUACAUGAAAUUUAUGACAUUAUUUUUGGAAAAAAUUCGAAAGCAUCCAGAUUAUAGCUUAGUGCCUGCUGAUGUCAAGUCUGUCAACCAAACUAAACUAAAGGAAGUUAUGCCAAAAGCUGAGAAACUUAAGCAAAAACUUUUAGAACAAUAUGCAAACGAACAUGUUCUAUAUAAAAAAAAUAAGGCUAAGAAAAAAGUUGAAGAAGAGGCAAGGAAGUUACAAGAACUGGAAGAUGAAAAAUUAGCUUUAAGACUUCAAGCAGAUGAGAAUAAACAAGAUGGGAAGAAACCACAUUUGACACCAACAACUAACUGGGCAAUAAACCCAAGUGCACCACCAGUGGAUGGUGUUUUAUAUCCUGAUGACUUCGCCAGUGAACCACCUAGAGCUCCAGCACAUCACUAUAGCCCAGUUCCACCACUGAUACCCCCAUCUAAGCCUCUACAGGAUCAAUAUGAAUCAUUGUUGCCAAUGUCUGGUGGUUUACGAACUGUUGUUGUACCGGCAACUUUACUCAGCAAAUUCCUAGUUAUAGCCGCUGCUAACACGGCAAAAAAUAUUGAACUAUGCGGCAUAUUGGCUGGAAAGUUGGAACAAAAUCAGUUGAAGAUAACACAUGUAAUAGUGCCAAAGCAGACGGGAACAUCGGAUUCCUGCAGCACCAACAAUGAAGAGGAAAUAUUUCACUAUCAGGACCAACAUAAUCUCAUUACUUUGGGAUGGAUACAUACACACCCAACUCAAACGGCGUUUCUCUCGUCAGUAGACCUUCACACUCAGUGUUCAUAUCAGCUGAUGAUGUCUGAAGCCAUCGCGAUAGUCUGCGCACCUAAAUAUAAUGAGACUGGGUAUUUCGCGUUAACGCCAGAACACGGAAUGAAGUAUAUCGCUAAUUGCAGACAGACGGGCUUUCAUCCACAUUCUAAUGAUCCACCACUUUUUUAUAAUGUAUCACAUAUAAACCUAGAUAACGCGUCGUCUGUGGAAAUGGUCGAUUUACGGAGAUGAAUUAGAGAAAAAUGCACUUUAAUCACUAUGCACGAAAAACACUGAUUAUGAGAUCUCAAUAUGGAUUUAAUAUAAUUAUUGCUUAAUUUGAGGGUUCAACAGCCGUUUUGUGUUAACCGCAAGCGGUUCACUUCGGCUGCUUUUUGUUGCAUCGCUUAAUAUCUGGAAUAUUAAGCGGCUAUGUCUUAUGUAUGAACCCAAAAAAAUAUGGUUUUGUAUGAAAGUAAAGUUUUGAUAAAUUACGUCAGACAUAGAUGGCGCUGUUACAUGUUGACAUUUAAGCCGUGAACGUUUUAAAUGAAUUUAGUUUUAUUUAAAUUCAAAUUAAUAAAAAAUAUGUACAAAUAUUAAAAUCUUGUAAAACUGUUUUAAA
This is a messenger RNA of Pieris brassicae (large cabbage white), 1757 nucleotides long. Its product is annotated as STAM-binding protein. The transcript has 9 exons. The coding region runs from base 173 to 1384 and encodes 403 amino acids. Gene Ontology annotation, biological process: protein K63-linked deubiquitination. Gene Ontology annotation, molecular function: K63-linked deubiquitinase activity; protein binding; metal-dependent deubiquitinase activity. The record is from RefSeq and is a predicted model, not a curated record. Lineage: Eukaryota; Metazoa; Arthropoda; Insecta; Lepidoptera; Pieridae. Gene Ontology annotation, cellular component: endosome; membrane.